UGUGUGUGUGUGUGUGUGUGUGUGUGUGUGCGUGUCUUGGUACCACUUGUGUUUUGGUGGAAGGGAAGGGUGAUUGGAUCUCUCACCCUCGAUGAGGAAUUGACAUUGCUGAGAGGAUGGCUGAUGGCAACUUGGCACAGGGACUGUGUGAACGGCCCACUGCUCUAAUGCAAGUCACAGCAUUGUGAUUUGCGACAGGGUGUCAGUCAGCCGGAAGCGAUGGGUCAGUCAGAGGGGCUAGAGAGCAGGGGUGGCAUAAACAGCCCUGACCCCCUGGUACGAGAGGCCUAUCUGAUGUUACAUGACUAUAUAAACUAUGUGAUCGCAGGGCCCGACGGCCACAUUGGCCCACCCCCUACUGCCACAGCAGCAGCCCUGCGCCAUGCUGGGGAUGAGCUGCUAGUUAGGUUCCCCAUCUUCUUCAGGCGUUGGCCACGCGUCUUUCACGAUGUGACCGAGGCCACAGCCUGUCCCAUGCUAACCGCCAUCCUGGAUGAGCACUUUGCCACCACCACCCCCGGGGGGCGCCGACGGGACCUGGCCUGGAGUGCGGUGCUGUCUGUGUAUGUGCUAGCUGGCCAGAUGGCCCUGCACUGCCACGAGAGGGGCAUGGGGGGAAUCCUGCCCCAGCUUAAGGAGUGUGUGGGGGGUUACGUGGAGAGGGUCAUCUGUCCAGAGAUUCGGGACAAGGGUGGAUGGACAGGCUUUGUGUCCCGCUUUGGGCAGAAGCAGGACUUGGAGGGCCAGGUGAAGAAGGUGUGUUGCUGGACUCUACUGCUAUUGGCUACCAGUAUCCUGUCCUAUUUCCUGUGGAAACGAAUAAAAUCUUAAACAACACCCCCA
Messenger RNA from Oncorhynchus masou masou (cherry salmon), 843 nucleotides. RefSeq names its product BCL2 like 16 (gene bcl2l16). Gene Ontology annotation, cellular component: mitochondrial outer membrane. The record is from RefSeq and is a predicted model, not a curated record. Gene Ontology annotation, molecular function: protein heterodimerization activity; protein homodimerization activity. Gene Ontology annotation, biological process: regulation of apoptotic process; intrinsic apoptotic signaling pathway in response to DNA damage; extrinsic apoptotic signaling pathway in absence of ligand. The coding region runs from base 220 to 831 and encodes 203 amino acids. NCBI's taxonomy places the organism in Eukaryota, Metazoa, Chordata, Actinopteri, Salmoniformes, Salmonidae. The transcript is spliced from 3 exons.